Perca flavescens (yellow perch) is the source of this 1961-nucleotide messenger RNA. Its product is annotated as Fc receptor-like protein 5. The transcript is spliced from 5 exons. Gene Ontology annotation, biological process: cell surface receptor signaling pathway; immune response. Gene Ontology annotation, cellular component: external side of plasma membrane. The record is from RefSeq and is a predicted model, not a curated record. Gene Ontology annotation, molecular function: transmembrane signaling receptor activity. Bases 105 to 632 code for a protein of 175 amino acids. Lineage: Eukaryota; Metazoa; Chordata; Actinopteri; Perciformes; Percidae.
UUGGAGAGUCUCCACCCAGCUGGGUCUCUGUCACAGUUCUGACCUCACUGCUGAGAUGUCCAACAAACCAAGCCUCUCUGACUGUGAGUCCCAGCAGCUCUCAGAUGUUUGAAGGACAGUCUGUCUGUCUGAGCUGUGAGGAGGACGACAGCUCUGCUGGAUGGACUCUGAGGAGGAACACAACCAGCGAAACCAGGACUCAGUGUGGAGAUGUCUGGGGAAGACCUGCUGGUUCUUCCUGUAAAAUCAGCUACAUGGACCCUUUGGACAGUGGAGUUUACUGGUGUGAGUCCAGAGAGGGAGCAACCAGUAACAUCAUCAACAUCACUGUCACUGGUGGACCAGUGAUCCUGCAGAGUCCUGUCCUCCCUGUGAUGGAGGGAGAAGACCUCACUCUGACCUGUAAAACAAAGAGGUCCUCCAACCUCCCAGCUGGUUUCUAUAAAGAUGGCUCCUUCAUCAGGACUGAGCCUGCAGGUCACAUGACCAUCCACCAUGUUUCCAGGUCUGAUGAAGGCCUCUACAAGUGUUACAUCAGCAGUGUUGGAGAGUCUCCACCCAGCUGGGUCUCUGUCACAGGUGAGGAGGUUACCUUUGAUUUCAGGAGUUCAUUCAUCCAGAUAUUCACCUGACAGCUGAUUCUCUCUACAGAGAAACCAAAGACCACAAGCCCUCCUAUGACCACAAGCCCUCCUAUGACCAAAAGCCCUCCUAUGACCAAAAGCCCUCCUACGAGCUCGCCACCGGCCCCUGAAACAACCUCAGCUCCACCCCCAGCCUCAGACUCCCUCCACCUUGUGAUCAGACUGGUCAUCCACCUGGUGGUGUUCUGUCCGUACUGCAUCUCCACUUUCAUCAUGGUGUCUUUAUAUCGACACAGAGCCACAGGAAAUGAACUGCCUGUCUCCGUGGUGAUGACCCCACCCAGCCAGGCUGAGGAGGGAUUGGAUGAAGACUAUGAUGUCAUCACUGCUGUCACCACGGAGCAUCACUUCUGAACUGAUCUGAAAAGAAGCUCAAAUGUUUCAAGUCCUCAUGAAUCAGAAACAGUGGAAGCCUCAGAACUCUUCCCUGUGGAUCUCCACAUGUUCUAGUUCAACCUGUAGAUGGAGGAUGUUAACCUAACACCAGAUCAGUCCAGAGAUUUGUGAUCAAACUAGUUUUAACUUGCAGCUUCUUGUAAUGCUUCAUGACGCAGCAUUUUGAAACCUGUUAGUUUACACCAAUGAGAUGAGACGGUGUAUCCUCGUUGAGCCUCCGUCUAAAAUUCUGCCAACUUCUGACAGUUUGAAACAUAAUAAAAUGGAUCAUUUCAUUUCUAUAGUUUGCAGCUGAUUUGACCGUUCCAAAACCAGCCUCUGAAAACGUAACCAGCUGAGUCACAGCGACACCAUCAGCUUGUUUUAGUCGAGCUGAAACGGGCCGCUUCAGAAAUAAAGGUUUCUUCUUGUUGCAAACUUUACUGUUAACUGGACUUUAGUAGCAGAUAGUUGUUCAGGUUCUGCUGUAAGUCGUGUUGUUGUUGUUCAUGUCGGUUUAGAUGUCAAGUUUUCAAUCUCUUCAGAUCAAAUAUAUUAAAAUGAGCAUCUUUUCUCUCGGUGCUUUGUUCCAAUGUGAUCAUAACUUCACUUCUCUCAUAUCCAACAGCCUGUUUCGUUGUAGCUGACAUGUGACAUAUUCGUAUAUAAAGAGGAAGGAGGAGGCUUUUACUGGCAACUGCUGUUGAUCCUCACCAAGAGAAGAACCUCAUCAACUCCAACAUCACAAUCCAACAUGGCUGCUCCGAGCAUCAACAGUAGUGAAAGCUGUGUGAACAUACUGUUUAUUAGCACUUCGGUUUUAUAUCUUGGUUGGUCGGCGCCUUUUGAGUGACAUUUUGCAGGUGAAGGCCCAGGAGGAACCUGACAUUUUGGGCACCUGAGCCUUUCCCCAGUAGACCUGUUCAGUAAUCCAUGCAGUGU